Molecule: messenger RNA, 1731 nt
Organism: Maudiozyma barnettii
Lineage: Eukaryota; Fungi; Ascomycota; Saccharomycetes; Saccharomycetales; Saccharomycetaceae
Gene: MKC7
Product: aspartyl protease
Exons: 1
Coding region: 1-1731 (576 amino acids)
Biological process (GO): proteolysis
Molecular function (GO): aspartic-type endopeptidase activity
Source: RefSeq, a predicted model, not a curated record
AUGAAGUUUUCAAAAUUAUUCGUUGCUUCAUCAAUAGCAACAAGCACAGUAUACGCUGCAGAAGACAAUAAAUUCGUGAAAUUAAGAUUUAAUAAAAGUAUUGGGGAUUCAUAUAAUACUUCCUCUCAAUCUAAUAGACCAUUGUUCAAAAGAUCCUCGAACUAUGAAGAGAUCAAACUAACUAAUCAACAAAGUUUUUAUUCUGUGGAUUUGGAUAUUGGUUCACCUGCGCAACAGGUCACUGUGCUGGUAGAUACCGGUUCUUCGGAUCUAUGGGUCACAGGCUCAGAUAAUCCUUUCUGUUCAUCAAAUAGUGCAUAUGCAAAGAGAGACAAAGAACCUGUUUCAAAUGAUUAUGUAUUGAAAGAGAAGAACGGAGCUAUAUUUGUUACAGAAAUCACGAUUGGAGGCGGAAUAGAUCCAUUAAGUUUUAUAACGGCCUCCGAUUUUACUUUCAAUACUGGUGCCUUCGAAACAGCCACUGCAACUAGAACAGCUAAUACUGCAGCUGAGGCCACCAUUGAUUGUUCAAGUUAUGGGACUUUUAAUGUUAAUACAUCCUCGACAUUCAAAUCAAAUGAAACAUAUUUCGAGAUCUCCUAUGGUGAUAAUUCAUACGCCUCGGGGACAUGGGGUCAAGAUAUCCUGGCCAUGAACGAUGUGAAUAUUACAGGUGUCUCAUUCGGUGUAGCAAACUAUACAAACUCGACUGUGGGUGUCCUUGGGAUAGGUUUACCAGGCUUAGAAUCAACAUAUUCUGGGACAGCUAGUACCAGUGCAUCCCAUCAUUAUCAAUACGCCAAUCUACCAAUGGUCCUACGUCAAUCUGGUGCUAUUGAACAUACCGCUUACUCCCUAUAUUUAGAUAGUUCCGACGCCAAAUAUGGGUCUGUUUUGUUCGGUGCGGUAGAUCAUAACAAGUAUGCUGGUAAUCUAUACACCAUACCAAUGAUUAACAUUUAUCAAAAUCAAGGGUUUGCAAAUCCAAUCGAAUUUGAUGUGACAUUACAAGGUAUCGGUAUUUCUAGUAGUGAUGGACAAGUCACCAUCUCUCAAACGAAGAUUCCUGCUUUGUUGGAUUCUGGUACCACUAUCACUUAUAUGCCUGCAGACCUUGUAUCGUUAUUAGCCGAACAAAUCGGUGCCACUUAUUCAUCAACAUCAGGUUUCUACGAAAUGAGUUGUUUGUCAAGUAGUGACGACACUGAACUAGUGUUUGAUUUCGGUGGAUUCCAUAUCACUGCGCCAUUGUCAGAUUUCUUAAUAUCUACUACAACAAGUAAUAGACAAUGUAUAUUUGCAGUGGUUCCUGAAACAUCUCCCUCUGUCAUUCUAGGUGAUGUUUUCUUAACUCAUGCUUACGUUGUCUACGAUUUAGAAAAUUAUGAAAUCUCUUUGGCUCAAGCCAGUUAUGAUGACGAUACUGAAAACAUCGAAGUCAUUAGUUCUAAUGUUCCAAGUGCUGUCACAGGUGCAUCAUAUUCGAAUACAUGGUCUACUAGUCAAGAUAUCACUUCUGGGGGUAACAUUUUCACAUUAGGUAGCAAUGCUACAGUUGCAUCUGCAGCUACUACCAUCUCAGGUUCUGGCAGACGGGCCUCUGGCACACAAUCAAGUACACAUAGAAGUAGUACUACCUCCCGUGUUGAGAAGACCAACGGUCAAGAUAAUUUGUCCAUACCGACGUUAUUCGUAACCGUUGCAUCUUUCGUUCUGUCAUUCUUACUUUAG